Molecule: messenger RNA, 1853 nt
Organism: Lotus japonicus
Lineage: Eukaryota; Viridiplantae; Streptophyta; Magnoliopsida; Fabales; Fabaceae
Product: beta-glucuronosyltransferase GlcAT14A
Exons: 4
Coding region: 93-1400 (435 amino acids)
Cellular component (GO): membrane
Molecular function (GO): glucuronosyltransferase activity
Source: RefSeq, a predicted model, not a curated record
AGACACAUGGAAAACAAACCCACCAGACACCAUAGGUAGUGCCAUGAGAUUCUACUAGAGAAGAAAGCAGAAAUCAGAGGGAAGCAUCCAAAAUGCAAAAUCCAGAUUCACCACCACCACCACCACCAAACCAUUGGCCUUCACUUUCAAGUUUCAAUCUCAGAGAUUCAAAACCAAAACCCAUCCUCCUCCUCCUUUACACCUUCCUUGUCAUCUCCCUUCUCUCCCUCACUUUCAUCCUCUCUCUCUCCUCCUCCUCUUCUUCAUCAUCUUCCCCACAUUCCCAACCCGACCCGUUUCUCCACCCGACCCACCGCAUCAUCUACGACCAGGACAAAGCCACCCCUCCUCCUCCCUCCAUCGCCUACCUCAUUUCCGGGUCACAAGGCGAUUCGGGUCGGAUCCUCCGGUUACUCUCCGCCGUCUACCACCCAUUGAACCACUACCUCCUCCACCUCGACCCUUCUGCUCCUCACACCGAUCGUGAAAAGCUGGCCCUCACUGUUCAGUCCAACCCCAUUUUCAAAGCUGCCCAGAAUGUCCAUGUCAUGGGAAAACCCGAUUUUGCAUACCCGAAAGGCUCUUCACCCGUUUCCUUCACCCUUCAUGCUGCUUCCAUUCUGCUUCGGUUGUCCCUCAAAUGGGAUUGGUUUGUUACUCUCAGUGCUGAUGCUUACCCUCUCGUUACCCAAGAUGAUCUUCUCCACAUUAUGUCAUUUCUGCCUAAAGAUAUGAACUUUGUGAACCAUUCAAGCUAUAUUGGAUGGAAAGAGUUGAGGAAGUUGAAACCCAUUAUUGUUGAUCCUGGUCUAUAUCUUUCUGAAGGGACUGAAAUGUUUUAUGCUACACAGAAGAGGGAACUCCCCAGUGCUUACCGUUUGUUUACAGGUUCAUCUUUUUUUAUCUUAACUCGCAGUUUCAUGGAGUUCUGCAUCUUGGGAACAGACAACCUCCCAAGGACUCUACUGAUGUAUUUUGCAAACACUCCUUCUUCACUGUCCAGCUACUUCCCUACAGUUAUCUGCAACUCGCGCCAGUUCAACAGGACAGUGAUGAAUCAUAACUUAUUACAUGCUAUUUAUGAAACCCGCAGAAACUAUCUUCGGCCACUCAAUUCCACUGAUUUUGAUGACAUGAUUCGCAGCGGAGCUGCCUUUGCUCAGAAGUUCCAGCCAGAUGAUCCUGUGCUUGAUCUCAUCGACCUAAAAAUCUUGGGCCGAAGUCCUAGAUCUGUUGUUCCUGGUGGAUGGUGCUUAGGUGAGCCUGGAAACAGCACAUGUUUAACAUGGGGUGAUGCUAAGAUCUUGAGACCUGGCACAGGCUCUCAACGUCUCGAGAAAGCCAUUGUUGAAUUUCUAUCAAACGGCACUUUUCGAUCUCAUCAAUGUACAUAUGAAUGAUGAUUGAUUUGACUCUAGCAACAUGUCACACAAUGUAACAGAAACACACCGUGAAAGAAACUCGAAGGGCCUGGUGGGAGAACUUUAAGAACCAACAGCUUGGCAUUUGCCUUAUCUAUUGGAAACUCUGUAUAUGGGAUUUUUUUGGGUGGUGAGUAUUGAUUCUGUUAACAAAAUUAAUAGUAUGUUUGAAUUAUAGCUUCUUUUUCAUCAGAACCAAUUCUGGUACCUAGAAGCUACUUAGAGAAGCUUCUUCUGAAUUUUGAUUUUGGCUCUAAUAUCAGUUGUACGAUUUCCAAACAUGCACUUAGUUUUGCGAAUUCUGAUUGGCUGUGGAAGUUAGUGUAACUUGUAUGUUCAAAUUUGGUGCUAUCUGUUGCCUUAGAGAUGUUUACUUCAUCCUUGUAUGCUGAAAAGUGAAUCAAACAUAAUCUAGGUGGGAAUUCUUUCUAA